Colletotrichum lupini is the source of this 510-nucleotide messenger RNA. RefSeq lists its product as uncharacterized. The annotation marks the transcript as partial. The transcript is spliced from 3 exons. Lineage: Eukaryota; Fungi; Ascomycota; Sordariomycetes; Glomerellales; Glomerellaceae. The record is from RefSeq and is a predicted model, not a curated record.
UACCUCUGUCAAAUUGCUGCGCUAGAAGCGGUGAGCAAUCGUCCAAGGAUUCAGGAAUCGUGGACACCACGCCAACCACCUCAUUUCUGCCUGACACAUCCAGUUGUUCGCCAACCAGGGGCUAUGACCGACAAGGUUGUUGCUGCACUGCCAACAAAGGAACCGCCUGCUUGGAAGCAAGAGCUUCACGAGGUUGGCUCUUGGUGCGUUCUAUUGGAAAAGGUCACGAGGCCUACGCCCGCUGAACCGAAAAUCUUGAGAAAUAUCCAAUUAUGUGUCACUGCAGUGACGAAAAGCACAACAUGCAGUAGCAACCAACAUUUGGAGUACUUGAAUGAGUAUCGAAGCGCUUUAAUCGAGGCACUUGCAUUCAGAGAUCUAAAGAAUUCCAAUACAGCCUGCAUGAUAGCGUGGGUGGCUGGGCUCUCAGCCUCGGCGCUCUUCACAUUCACCCCUAAUUCCGCCUCACCUGAAAAAGGCGACACCGUUACCCUGGAAAAUCUUGAAUAA